Molecule: messenger RNA, 5904 nt
Organism: Maniola jurtina (meadow brown)
Lineage: Eukaryota; Metazoa; Arthropoda; Insecta; Lepidoptera; Nymphalidae
Product: filamentous growth regulator 23-like
Exons: 7
Coding region: 467-5116 (1549 amino acids)
Source: RefSeq, a predicted model, not a curated record
CGCACGCGACCGGGCGCCACUCGCGCGCGCACCGCGGACUAAGCCGCUUCGAAUUUCGAACGUUACAAACGUCAACGUCAUCGCCAUUUUUGAAUUUUCUUUUUAAAGUGCCAGUGCAUUUGGAACUGAGGAUUUUGUGCCAGUAUUGUGUUCCUUUUUCAAAACAGAUUUGUAAAGGUGCCAUCCGUGACUGUGAGCGUGACCUGUGUUGUAAACAAACAAUACGAACAAUCGAUUGACAUCAAUUAAUCGAUUAACUGUUAAACGAAUAACUAAUCGAAUAUCCAGUCCUUACAAAAUGUGUUUACGCCAUUGCUAAGGCUUUGAAACUGUACCUACUGCAGUGUUUCUUUGAGAAACUAAGGUGAAACUUUGUUACCAAGUGAAGUGCAGCAAAGUUAUCUUCCACUGGACCGCGCUCAACACUUGGUCGUUUUUGUCUUGAUGUCAGUCCGCUCCAAAAGUAAUGGAUAGCCACAGUAGAUCGGCGUCCCCAAGGGAACCAGCGCGGCCGCAGCAUCGUCCGCCCUCCCCACCAUCUUCCCCCCAAUCAGGCUUCGACAACAGAGCGUACCAGCACGACGAAUCAGACCCGAACCACAACGACAGCUUCACAUCCAACGGUCCACACCAAAACCACCAAAAUGGACACACUAAAGAACCCAAUGGUGAUACAAAAACGCUGGAAGCAGUUAAUUUAGAACUGAUAAAUCUAACGCCUAAGAAUGGGUCGAAGAAGAAGGAUGUGGAGGUUGAUAUGAAUUCAACUAAUCCUUAUGACGAAUACUUCGUGCCAGUCAACGAACAUCGGAAGUAUAUGAGAGGAGAGAAACUAUACGUGACAGCGGAUAAGCGCGGCGAGAAGGGAGGCUGCAAGCGGCCCCUGUGUUGGACUCUCCUCGCUCUAGUCGUCGUUGCCAUUGUCGCUCUCAUCGUGCUAGCAGCCACUGGAAUUCUCUUCACAAAUUCGCCAACACCCCUCGAACAAUACAACGCUUCCGUAAGCUCGGCGCGUGCGUUCGGCGGCAUUACGAGCGAUCACAAUCACGAUCACGACCGCGAUCAUGAUCACAGCAAUCAUCACCACGACCACAGCGAUCACGAUCAUCAUCAUGAGCAAGAACAGAGUACUUCGCCACCACAAAUGGGUACAGAGACACAAAGUGACGAAGCACAACUACCUACGAUCUCCGAAGAAACCGGCGACUCGUCGAUGUAUGUACCAAGAACAUUGGAGGGGACACUGAAAAUAGACAACGAAAUAUUCACACCAGAUCUUGAAGAUACAGAAAGCGAGAAGUACAGAGAUUUCACGACGACUUUCAGCGAUGCACUCAAACACGCUCUCUUCAACAGGGACACUUUAGAAAACGGAGAUAAUGAGAUAAUGGUCGAAGUCAUCAAGAUAAGAAAUGGCUCGUUGAUCGUAACCUACAGAAUUCACUGGAUGCCCAAACAUAAUGCAGAACCAUCGGAAGACCUUAUGACAGCGACCGCUUUAAAAACUAAUCUUAACAGCUAUCUUAAUGGUAACAAUAGAAUGAUCAGUGUAUACCACGUUGCUGAGGAAGAGUUACCUACAACACAAGUACUUGAUUUAUGCAAAAUAAAUAACUAUGAAUGUGAAUAUAAAUGCGAAUUUGAUGAUUCUACGCUUGAUUUUAUGUGUGUUUGCCCACAUGGACAAAUCAUAGACAUGAGAGCACCCAAAACAUGUAUGCCUCUGUUAGAUAACUCAGAGCAAGAUAAUCCCGAAACUACGACAAAGAAGGAAACGAAUAGUUUGACAUCUAAUUCUAACGAAAGCACAAUGACAUCUAAUUCUGAAGAAAAAGUUAAUACAGAAAAAGUACGUUUAGCUAAUGAAGAAAGUGUAUUUGAUUGGAAGGAACCGCGUUAUUACACGCCAGAAACAACAACUGAAACGGAACCUGACCUAAACUUUUCUCAUAUAUUUAGUCCGGACACGCCGAAACCUGAACCAGAACCAAAUGCAGAACCCGAAGCCAUUCCUAUUCCAGAACCUACACUUACUCCAAAGCCUGACUUAGAUUCCGUAACCGAGCCAAAACCAGAACCUACAGCCGAACCACAAGCAGAGCCAACACCUGAACCAACGGCUGAACCUAAGCCUGAACUAGAGCCAGCGCCUGAACCAGAACCAGCGCCUGAACCAGAGCUUGCGCCUGUGCCUACAGCUGAACCAAAACCUGAACCAGAGCCGGCACCGGAACCUACAAUGGAACCAAAACCUGAUUCAGAACCAACUUCUGAACCCACAGCGGAACCAAAGCCCGAACCUGAACCAACGGCCGAACCUAAUCCUGAACCUGAACCAACAAUAUCACCAAAUCUUGAUCCAAAACCAAACGCAGAACCUGAACCUGACUCAUCAACGGAAACUCGACGAGAAUUGGAAUCCAUAAUAGAACCACAACUCGAAGUUAAAACCACCACAGAACAAGAAUCAAGUAAGGAACAACAACAAAGAGACGUUACAAUGAUUGCUAAUCCAGAGAUAACUAUUUCCUCAGUAACAAUGAUUCCAUCUAAAGAGAUAUUAAUUUCAAGCGAAGAGACAAAACAAGAUGAAUCGACCGAGCUUAACGCCACUUCUAAGCCAACCAUUAUGUUUGACCAUCCUACAUUCGAUUUAGAUAGCAUAAUUGGACUUCAUACAACGGCAGAGCCGGAAUCAAAUCGAAAUACCGAACGUAAUUUGGAAAUCCAGCCGUUAGCGAACAAUGAAAACGCUAAUGAAGACAUGGAAAAAAUAAUAACUACGACAGCGAGAAUUUCCUUAUCGGAACCUAACAUUAUAAAUGAACCUUCUCACGAACCUAAACCUGAAAUUAUAUCCAUAUUAAUGGAAAAUGGAAAACGAAUGAAUUUCACAAGUAUUGAUACCACAAAUUAUACUACAACUGAAAGUGACUGGCUAGAGGCGGAAGAUGAAAACAGUAACAUCAAUUCAGAAACAUCUACAAGAAACGUCUAUGAUCAAAUGAAUUCAGAAAUGCAAAAUGAAGAUAGUAGUGAGCAUAUCAAUAGGACUGAACCAAGAUUGUCAAAGAAGUUUGACGACUUUGCUUUAGAAUCAACAACAGAUAGUUUAAACGAAAACAAUAAUGAAGAUAUCACAUUUGAUCUUAUAAAAAAGAAUAAUGAAAUGCCAACAAUUCUCACUACAAUAGAACCAACUACAGAAAAAACAGAUUUGAAAGAUGAAAUUACGUUUUACAAAAAUAAUUUAGAAACAACAACAUUUACUAAUAGGUAUACUAACAAAAUGGAUACUCAGCGAGAGGAAGAAGAAGUGAAAGAAAUUCCGGCAGAAAAUAAUACAGAAGUCGUUACUGAAAAUAAAGAUAUUCAAUCAGAUCAAACUGCAUCCACACGUGAGGAUUUUAUAAACAGACAGUUUGAUAGGAGUCAAUCAGAUCAAAAUCUUAUUGAGGUAUUGAAUAAAAAUAAGAGCUCGAAUAUGUUCAAUGUUACACCUACAGAAAAAUACUUGCCAGAACAAAGUACAGACUUAACGUUUGACAACAUCAGUAUGCUUUACAAUAGAUCAUCAAAGUCAAUAGAAAAAGAAGAAAAUAAAAAUUUAGAAUUUACAGAAUCAAAUGAAGAAUCUGGAGAAAAUACAACUGAUUCAGAUUGGUUAUCUGAAACAGUUUCAGACGUGAACUAUGAAGAUGUUACAAAUAAAAUUGAAAAACAAGAAACUACUGAAACUUCUUCAACUAAAAUAGACGAAAUAAUGGGUCAUGGAGUUAGCAAAGACGAUUUUGAAUCUGAUUAUUUAAAUAACAUGGAUUCUAAGACUAGCAAAAUGCCAGACCAGGAUAUACCCUUAUACGGUAUGUCACAUGAUUACGACAGUGAAGAUUCUAGAUUUAGAAGAGUUAAUAUAGAUACAUCCCAAAUAAGCCCAAAAGAUAAUAGAACUGAAGCUAAUCAAGAAAUAUCUAUGGCAACAGGUUUAAUGCCAGAUUCUGCAACUGAAACUACAACUAUAGGCCAAUAUAUUUACAAAGUAUCGGCACAAAACAUGAAUGAUUCGUUCGCCAACACUGAAAGUUCAUUAGCAAGCCCAAAACCAGCUCCUGUAUGGGAAGAAAGUGAAGGAAGGGAAGAUCUUACUGUAAAAGAACUGCCGAAACAAAAUGUAAAUGAUAAUAACCCAUGGGUGGAUGGUAUUAGUGUAACUUCCACGACUGUUCCUUUAACAACUAUUUCCACAAAUUUUAAUCAAUUUGAUCAAGAUAAUUCAACUAGAAUGAGUGAUAUGAUGGCACAGAACACAACAGUAGUAAAUAAUCUAAAUGUGACAAUUUAUGAAAUAUCUAAUCAUAGUGGAAAUCAAUCACUUAUUCCUUUGAAACCUACCAAUACACCGUCAACCGAGUUUGUAGAUCAUGAAACUGAAAUGAAUCCAUUUUUACCGGAAGUAGAAAACAAUAAAAUUCUUGUGAAAAAACUUCAAGAAGGGCACGACCUUGAGCCCACAAGUUUAAAUGAAACACAAAAUGAGAACGCAGAAGAACAUAACUCUAGUAAUUCAGAUAUAUCUAGUUUAGUCUCUAAACAAACACCACAAAAUAAUGAAACUCAUUCAUCGAAUGCAACAUUACUAAUUACUCCUGAAACGGAACCUGAAGCUACCACAACGACUAUUGUAGAUGACGACUUCUUAUUUAACCAGCUUUUUACUAAUUCUCAUGAACAGGAAAAUGAAUUUACAACAGAAGUAAAUAAAAUGUUACCGUCUCCGCCGAAUAAAGACAGGACAAUAGCAACAGAAACAAAUGAUAAGGAAGUACUGCCUAUUUCUACAUUUCUAUUAGACACAGAUGAUUUAGAUACAACGAAAAAGCCAAGCACACUAACAGAAAGUGAUUUAAAACCUUCUCUUGCCAAUGAACAGAUGAAUAGUGAGUUUUUAAGUGUAGUCCCAAUUGAGCAAGAAACUUUUAUGAAAUCAUUUGAAAAGAAUAAUUAUAAGAGUGAAAACAGUCAAGAACUAAAUUUUAUCAGUGAUUCUCCAAAAAAGAGUGACAGAAGGACAAUCGAUGUUAACAAUUUGGAUUCUGUUAUAAACAAUGUAGCGUAGUAAUAUUUUUUUAUGUAAGUGAAAAUUGUACAUUAUUGUUACUUUGUUUCCUGUGAUUUUAAAAACUAUAAAUAUUGCAAAUUAAAAUACCAAUGUAAAUUCAUAAACAGUAUAGCUAUAAGUAACAUCAAUAUUCUCGCUAAGAUUCCAAAUGGUUCUAAGUUUAUUAUAAUAAAUACUAAAGAUAUUUACCGAUAUUGUAUUGAUUAAUAAUAAUAAAUAAUAAUUAAUUGUUUUAUUAGACUAGUCAAAUUAGAAAAAGUAAAUCAUCAUGAGGAGUUUAGAUUAUUUAUUACUUCAAGUGCGUUAGAUACAAGCUCGGCUAAAUGUAUCAUUACAUAAUUUCAAAACUUCCUUCUCAGAGUAGAAUUUAAUGGAGGUGAAUUUAAUGAUUUUUAAAAUUGUUACCAUAGAUAAAUGUAUAUUUUAUUAUUAUAACCGUACACUUCAUUUGUUGGAACUUAACAAAUAAAAAUUUGAUUUUAAAUUCGAUCAAUAUUAUAUUUGAUAUUGAAUUGUAUUAUAUGGAUUAAUUACAGUAACUUUUAUUUGUAAGUAAUUUUAAUUUGAUCCGUGCCGUAAUGUGAUACUGUCGAAUGAGAAUGUGACAUUCCAAUUGUUGAUAAAAACAUAAUUUUAACUUAGGUAACGCUUUGCGGAAGUGAGGUCUGAUUGUAAAAUAAUAAUUUUAUUAGUGUAGUUUAUUGUUAACUAAGAUAUAUUUUGUAUAAUAUGGUUGAAAAUGUAAAGAAGUAUGUUGUAAAUAAAUAUAAAGUUAAUCAUAAUAA